This is a messenger RNA of Cheilinus undulatus (humphead wrasse), 3673 nucleotides long. It is a transcript of the gene il1rapl1a, whose product is annotated as interleukin 1 receptor accessory protein-like 1a. The record is from RefSeq and is a predicted model, not a curated record. Bases 101 to 2248 code for a protein of 715 amino acids. Gene Ontology annotation, biological process: negative regulation of exocytosis; signal transduction. Lineage: Eukaryota; Metazoa; Chordata; Actinopteri; Labriformes; Labridae. The transcript has 12 exons.
AUUGACCCGGAGUUGUGAUGUCCAAAGCCUUCCUCACUGACUGACAAACGGCGUCGUACCAUUUUGGAAUCGAGUUGAAGGCUGUGAGGACGGGGGGAAGAUGAGACCUCCCAGCCCUCUGCUGAUCCUGCUGUACAUCACGCUGUCCAGGAGUGUAAAGGUGGUCUCUAAGAGAGGCUCAGUGGACGGCUGUACAGAUUGGUCAGUGGACCUCCUUAAGUACCGGGUGCUGCAGGGUGAGCCUGUGCGUCUGAAGUGUGCUCUGUUCUAUGGUUACAUCCGGGCCAACUACAGCCAGGCACAGAGUGUGGGCCUCAGCCUCAUGUGGUACCGCAGCUCUGGCCUGGGACACAGCGACUUUGAGGAGCCAAUCUCUUUCGACGGCAUACGUAUGAGCAAGGAGGAAGACGCCAUCUGGUUCAGACCUGCUGACGUCCAGGAUGCUGGCCUCUACUCCUGCGUGCUAAGGAACUCCACAUACUGCAUGAAGGUGUCCAUGUCUCUGACUGUGGCUGACAACGACACAAACCUGUGCUACAACUCCAACAUGAGGAAAUAUGAGAAGGCCGAGCUCAGCAAGAGUAAAGACAUCCUUUGUCCUGACAUAGACGACUAUGUUGAGCCAGGAAAAGAGCCUGACAUCACUUGGUACAAGGAGUGCCGUCCAAAGCAAUGGCGUUCCAGCAUCAUCCUGAAGAGGGACACUCUGUCAAUCCAGGAAGUCAAAGAAGAUGACAUUGGGAAUUACACAUGUGAAGUCCAGUAUGGUGGCUUUGUGGUCAGAAGGACGACUGAACUCACAGUAACUGCUCCUUUGACCGACAAGCCGCCAAAGAUCCUGUUUCCCUCAGAAAACAAGAUUAGCAACAUGGAGCUGCAGCUAGGAAGCGCUUUGAACCUGACUUGCCGGGCAUUUUUCGGCUACAGCGGUGAUGUCAGCCCGCUCAUCUACUGGAUGAAGGGAGAGAAGUUCAUUGAGGACUUGGAUGAGGAGAGGGUCCAGGAGAGCGACAUCAAGCUUGUGAAGGAGCAUCUUGGUGAACAAGAAGUCGCCAUAUCCUUGACAAUCGACUCUCUAGAGGAGGAGGACCUUGGGAAUUAUUCCUGUUAUGUGGAGAAUGGAAAUGGCCGUCGCCAAGCUACUAUCCAGCUCCUCAGGCGGGCAGAGCUCAUGUACACUGUGGAGUUGGCAGGAGGGCUGGGAGCGAUACUGCUGCUACUCAUCUUCCUCAUCUCCCUCUACAAGUGCUACAAGAUCGAGCUGAUGCUGUUCUAUAGGAGGCACUUUGGCAGCGAGGACGUGGAUGGAGAAAACAAAGACUAUGACGCGUACCUUUCCUACACCAAAGUGGACCCUGACCAGUGGAGUCAGGAAACCAGAGAGGAGGAGCGCUUUGCACUGGAAAUCCUGCCUGAUGUCCUGGAAAAACAUUACGGCUACAAACUCUUCAUCCCAGAUCGAGACCUCAUUCCAACAGGAAGUCUCACCAAUGAGCAUUACCAGGAUGACACGCGACUCUUUGGAGCCUACAUCGAGGACGUUGCUCGCUGUGUGGACCAGAGCAAACGCCUCAUUAUCGUCAUGACACCCAACUACGUGGUGCGGCGAGGCUGGAGCAUCUUUGAACUGGAGACUCGGCUGCGAAACAUGCUGGUGACCGGUGAGAUCAAAGUCAUCCUCAUCGAGUGCGCCGAGUUGCGCGGCAUCAUGAACUACCAAGAGGUGGAGGCCCUUAAGCAUACCAUUAAAACCCUCACCGUCAUCAAGUGGCGCGGCCCCAAGAGCAACAAGCUCAGCUCCAAGUUCUGGAAGCAGCUGCAGUACGAGAUGCCGUUCAGGCGCACAGAGCCCAUGCUCACCCACGAGCCGGCGCUGGACGUCAGCGAGCAGGGCCCAUUUGGAGAGCUGCAGACCGUCUCCGCAAUCUCCAUGGCAGCGGCCACCUCCACCGCCAUGGCUACGGCCCACCCCGAACUUCGCUCCUCCUUCCACAACACCUACCACACCACCAUGAGGCAGAAACACUACUACCGCAGCUACGAGUAUGACUUACCCCCCGGAGGUACCCUGCCACCUCUGUCCUCUCUGGGGAACCAGCACACCUACUGCAACAUCCCGCUCACGCUCCUGAACGGGCAGAGGCCGCCCGGGAAGAGCCGGGAGCACAGCCUGGAGGAGGCGCACGCCAACAACGCCAUGCUCCCUCUGCUGCCCAGAGAAACCAGCAUCUCCAGCGUCAUCUGGUAGUGAUGGACACACUCAGCACCAGAGCGGGAAGUAAAGCCAGGCUCAGACGCGGCUAGGCUCAGUCCAGAGGCUCUAAAGUUUAUGGGCGAGGUUACGGAAGAAAGUGUAACCCAUCGAUUUGGUUCCAACCGACGUCAAGAGGCAGCGAGGACAAAGUUUCCCUUGUUUUUUCAAGUGGACAAAAUCUGUUACAGGGGAUGUUUUCUAUACGGAACUACAGGAGAUAAAAUGUAAACACUGUUUCCUCAACUAGCGAGACACGGACUCGCAGGAACCUUUACUACACACUAUGGAAAUGUGCAAACAAAUGCAUACACAAAAACAGAUGUGCAUACAUACAUACAAAAGGAAAACAGGGUCUUGUACAUAUAUUUCAAUUUCUUUGUAGCAUCAGUGUUUUCCUGUUUUUGUUCUUUUGUUUUCUUCAAUCAUGUUCGUUGCCUUCUCUUCUGUAGGAUUUUGCUUUAACUUGUUCUAAAGAGUUGUAUAUUUUUUCUCUUUUUAGUUUUUUUAUUCUUAUUUUCACGAGCUUGUUCGGAAAGCCGAUACAUCACGUUCCUGCGCUGUUUUUUGUUCGUAUGUUUUUAAUCUUUGUGUAGUUUAAGAGAACAUUUUUUAACACUUUUUGGAACCGCCUGGACAUUUCAGGAGCUUCAAGGAGCUGAAACUUCUUUUGGUUUACCUGUAAAAGGUGUAUCUAGUUUAAAAAGGAAACUCUCUUUUAAAAAAUCAUAGAAUAUGCAAAAAGAAGGAGGAGCUGGCAAAAACAACCUGUCAUAUCGGACCGAGGAGGAGGAGGAGGAGGAGGCCCACGCUUGUCCUCUCCAAUCAGAUGGAGCGAUAGACUGGCAGAUUUCUCUCUAAAGCUUCAUAUUUUCUAUUGAAACAAACAGCCUUGCUGUUUUAGAGUGAUAGUGAAAUGCCUCACCUUAAAAAGAAAUCUGUAGAUUAUUUUAAAAAGAAUUCUAUUUUUAUAACAGAAAAAGAGUUUGCUUGAGACGUCAUACUUAUUUGCAUUUCAUCCACCAUAGGACGGGGAUUUGUGUAUAAGUGUUAUGCUGGUUUUGUACACUUGCAAUGUGGUUCCUGGUUUGUUCAGAGAUUAAGGUGGCUUUUGAAUCCCACAUGAAAAAAUAUGUCCUCUACUGUUUGAGAUUCAAAAGUGAAGCAUUCUCAGUGUUUUGGUUUUUUAAAACAUAAUAUUAUUCCCAUCCUUUGGUUCAUAUGGAUAGUUCAUGUUAAGGAAAGAAAAGAAUACAUUUGUGUUUUGAAAGACUUUUUAAAUAUAUUUGAAGGUGUGAUUUUUGAGUAUGCAUAGCAAAUAGAUAUGUAUUCUAUAUAUAAUAUAGAUAUUUAUAUAAAUAUAUAAACACGAUUUUCACUUGGAAAGAAAUGUCUAUCUUUAUAGAAACACAAUCAUUAUCA